Messenger RNA from Mytilus californianus (California mussel), 1437 nucleotides. RefSeq lists its product as uncharacterized. Lineage: Eukaryota; Metazoa; Mollusca; Bivalvia; Mytilida; Mytilidae. The transcript is spliced from 2 exons. The record is from RefSeq and is a predicted model, not a curated record. The coding region runs from base 31 to 1437 and encodes 468 amino acids.
UGCACAUUGAACCUCAGCUUACUACACAAAAUGGCAGACAACAUAACAGAAAAUGAAUCAAGAGAACUAUAUCAUUUCAUGUGUCAUCAUAUAGUUGGAACAGAAGAUCAUGUUAAACAAAUAAGGUUGUUAAACGCAGCAAGGGAUAAUUUGACAUAUAACGAGUCAAUAAGAACUAUUACAAGCGGAAGUUUUGGAGAAGGACUUCAGCUGCGAGGUAGUGAUAUAGAUAUUAUGUUUGUUCAGAAAUGUUCGGAGGUUUAUGAUGUUAAACCCCGUUUCCAUCCAAGUAUGUAUUAUCUGAUUAUGGAUACAAACAAUGUUAAACCCGGAUUUACUCAGUUGAGACUAGAAUAUAGCAGUAGACAGACUUUACUUGACAACAGUGUACAAAUUGCUGAUAAUAAUUAUUUAUCCAGCACAUUAUGGAAACAGCAGUGGCUGCCAGUUGGCGAAGAAUAUACAAUUCAUGGGCCAUGCAUAUUCAACAAACAAGAAGUAUUUGACAUUGCCGGAUGCUUACAUUGUAGAUCCUGGGUAGCACCUGCAAUAAAUUGGAUAAAAAGAUCUAAUAACACAUGGCCAAGUUGUGAUGCCAAACAAAGUGUCAUUAAACACGGAGUACUGUUUGUACCAAUCGGGGUAAAGGAUUCAUCAACAGAGGAUCUGGAAUGGAGAAUAUCAUUUUCGAUUGCUAGAAAACUUUUAAUACAUACCUUCAUAGACACUCAAUUAUUAUGCUAUGCUCUAAUGAAAAUUCUUUUGAAAGAUGUAAUAGCUAAGAACCCUGCAUGUAAAGAAUUACUCUGCUCUUAUUUCAUAAAAACGAUUGUUUUCUGGAUUUCUGAAGAAAUGCCACAAUCCGCAUGGAGACCUGACACAUUCAUACCUUGUUUUAUGCAAUGUUUUAGCAGACUCAUUUAUUGCGUUGAGUAUUCAGUUUGUUUGCAUUACUUCAUCCCAGAGAACAAUAUGUUUGAGAAUAAAAUUGAGGGUCUUGCUCGUAAAAUACUUUUAAAAACACUAUAUGAAUUGCAGAGGUACGGUUGGCGAUGUAUUUCAUUGUCAGAUCAAGUAUCCAAAUUUUUUAAACCAAUGCAGUAUUUCAACACGGAACAGAACCCAUUGUAUACAUGGCAUAUACAUGAUGUUGGGAAAACACCGGAUUCCUCAUUAUUGCAUUUGGCAUAUUCUAUUUUCCUUUCUAAAUUCCAAAUAUUGCAGCGAUUUAAUCAAGGGAUACAACAUACAGUUUCAUGCAACAAAUCUUCAAUUCAAUACUUAUAUAUACACUACAUGUCAUUGAUCUGUUCCAUUCGUGCCCAGUGUACCCCACUUAACAGUGCUUACAGUAAUGAUAAAUACCGAUACCGACAUGUCUUUGUACACUUCUACAAAAUAUAUAUCAUGACGCUGUUUCUGGAUGGCUUAUGUUAG